Saccostrea cuccullata (small rock oyster) is the source of this 1365-nucleotide messenger RNA. Its product is annotated as matrilin-3-like. Lineage: Eukaryota; Metazoa; Mollusca; Bivalvia; Ostreida; Ostreidae. The record is from RefSeq and is a predicted model, not a curated record. The transcript has 6 exons. Gene Ontology annotation, molecular function: calcium ion binding. The annotation marks the transcript as partial.
AAGUGCUAAUUUGACAUAAAUAUAAAGAAGGAAAUGUUUUUCGUUUUAGCAAGGGAUCAUUCUUCCAGUGGAGAUAUAAAAGAAAUUAAUGAAGAAACGGACUUGUUUGAUUGGGAUAUAGAUAUCACAUAGCAUCAAAAGAAGUGAUAUAAUUGUCCCUCUACAAUGCAGAUAGAGAAAAUACACUUCUUUGCUAUCAUCUUGCUUUUUUCUACACACAAUGUUACACCUGCAGAAUGUGGCGACAGAACUGGUGACAUUGUUUUCAUUCUUGACUCUAGUGGAAGUGUUGGGGCAGGCAAUUUCGAUAAAAUAAAACAAUUUUUAAAAGCAACGACAGAUGGAUUUAAUAUUGGUUCAAAUAGCGUCAGAGUGGGAAUAGUACCCUUCAGUACAUCAGUAUACAAUACAGUUCAGCUGACGUCUUUUGAUUCUAACUCUGCUCUUAAAUUCAGCAUCUCUAAUAUCCCGUAUAACAGUGGAAGUACAAACACAUCCGGCGCUAUUCGGUUUGCUCGUAUUUCGAGCUUCGGGUCGUAUAGCAGAAACUUUGUUCCCAAAAUAGCAGUAAUCAUUACUGACGGAAAGUCGAAUGACAAGUCUUCGACAUUGUCUGAAGCCCAAUUAUUACGUAACAAUGGCGUCAUAAUCUUUUCUGUUGGAGUCGGUGACGGUAUUGAUACGUCUGAACUUCAGGGAAUGGCAACAAAAACUUCCUAUGUGUUUGAUGUAUCUACCUUUGAUACUUUGAAUUCAAUUCGAGACAAUCUAGCAAAACCAAAAUGCAAAGUAACUUCAUGUGGUCACCCUGGCACUCCAAAUAAUGGUAACCUCCAUGGGAGUGAUUUUUCCCAGGGAAAAUCUGUGAUCUACAGCUGUAAGACGGGGUAUAAACUUGUCGGCAAUCAACAGCGGACCUGUCAAAGGGAUAAGAUUUGGUCUGGAAAUCUCCCAUCAUGCAUUUUUGUGAACAUGUGCAAUAGUAAUCCUUGUCAAAAUGGCGGAAGUUGUAUAGAUGGCGAGGAUCGAUACACCUGCAACUGUAUCCAUGGUUACACAGGUGUUCAUUGCGAAAAAGAUAUCCAACCACCGAUUAAGAGGUACUGCCCCCCAGAAAUACAACGAGAUUCAUCAUCACCACUCGUCAACAUCACAUGGAGUGGACCUGACUUCUACGACCCUUUUGGACACAAUGUCGAAGUGACCACUAACUACCCGGAGCAUGGAUCAAUCUUUAUCUGGGGAAAUUAUACAGCUCAAUACACAGCUCUUAAACCUUUCAACGGCCUUACAGUUCAUUGCAUUUUUAAUAUUACUAUUAAACGUGAGUAUGUGAAAAAGGGUUACCAACAAUUCUAUUUUAUA